AUGGAUGAGGCGAUGUCCUACGCCAACCUUCCACCGGAAAUGACUGAAAAGAUCCUGGAAAAUGUGGACGCGUGCGAUCUACGAAUCGCACAACAAGUGUGCGUUCAGUGGAGGGACAUCAUCAAUAAGAGAAGGCAUGCGAUGAAACGUCUCCGCGUUAAAGAGAUCUACAUUAGUGAUGGACAGGAUGCAGUGGUGGCGACGAUCACGCAUCUUUCACCGUCAUGGGAGAGUGUCUCAACGUUAAAAAUAGCCGACUAUGAGAGCUUGUUCGAUUGUAUUUGGAUUUAUUCACCGAAAAAGUUGAACAUCAAUGCGACUAGGAAUGACCUGAGGAAAGCGCUUGAAGGCAUACCGGAUUGGUGGUUCCAUGAAAUCCAAAUGUUGGGGAUCUAUGAGAGCGCAUGUGACAUCGAUGCGCUGGCUCUUGUGUCGAGGGCCCCUCAAUGUGCGUCGCUGCGAAUUGACCCCUGCUACACCAUCGACAAUGUCACCUCGCUGCUUGAUUGCAUGAAACAGAUCCACGAACUCAAGAUUCGUAGCACUUCCAAGACAAUCAUUGCCGAUGAUUCGACCAUUGAUGCACUGAUCCCUCUCUCUAUCGCGUGUCCUGAAGGACUACAGUCUUUCUGGGUGGACUCUAUUUCGACGGACUUUUCAUUGCCGAAAAUGUUCGAGUUGUUUGAGAAAGGACACUUUUCACCUCGAUGCUCCUUAUUGUUCGAAAAAGUUCAUGGAACAGAUUUGGCACUGCGGAAUUGGAUCAAUUCUCAUGCACAACAAGUUUUGUACAUCUCACAGCAAACGUACAAUUUUUCUUAUCGUGAUGUAGAAAUCGGAAUAUCUGUGGAACAGUUUGUGCCUUAA
This is a messenger RNA of Necator americanus (New World hookworm), 867 nucleotides long. RefSeq lists its product as uncharacterized. Gene Ontology annotation, molecular function: protein binding. The transcript has 7 exons. The record is from RefSeq and is a predicted model, not a curated record. Bases 1 to 867 code for a protein of 288 amino acids. Lineage: Eukaryota; Metazoa; Nematoda; Chromadorea; Rhabditida; Ancylostomatidae.